Molecule: messenger RNA, 747 nt
Organism: Exaiptasia diaphana
Lineage: Eukaryota; Metazoa; Cnidaria; Anthozoa; Actiniaria; Aiptasiidae
Exons: 4
Coding region: 115-609 (164 amino acids)
Molecular function (GO): acyltransferase activity, transferring groups other than amino-acyl groups
Source: RefSeq, a predicted model, not a curated record
GUAUCACGAUCAUGUGGCUAUAAAGAAUGAUUCUUGGUGUUAUUGCGAUUUUCUUAAAAAAGAAGGCUUCUUGCUGUGAGGAUGAGAAAAUUUAAUAAUAUCUCAUGAAAAGUAAUGGAUGAUAACAGUGAAUGUGGUUGGAUUGAGCCAUGCAUUAACAUCUACGAAGUAGCCAACAAUGUAAAGAAUAGAAGGACAUUUAGGACAAUUGCAAGGGACAUCUGUGGCGAAUCAAUGGAGCCAGCGCGAGAUUUGACCAUUGUGCUCUUUGGUGACUUAGGAAAUGAAACUAGGUGUGUGGCAAGUUGUAGAAGUGCUGAUGAAAGUGUUACUGAUUCAAAAGACAGACACUUUUAUCACUGGAUUGACUUUCUCUUUGUUCAUAAAGAUUUCCAGGGACAUGGCUAUGGAACACAUAUGGUCCUACAUAUGGAACAAAUGCUACGACUGAAGCUAAAGCGACCAGUUAGAGUUGAAAGUGCAGAAAGGUCUGUUGGAUUUUUUCAAAAACUAGGAUAUCGCUUGGUUGGAAGACCUGAGAUGAGUGUAUUUCCCAGUUGUCACUUAUUUAAGGUCCUUCAAUUAAUGGAGAAGUUCAAUUCCAGCUGACCUAGGCAGAUGUUUCUGCUUACUAUAUAAUAUAUUGCAUUCCCUUUAAAUUCCAUUUCCAUUUAAAGGAAAAAUCAAGAUUGUAAACAUCUGGAAAUACUAUUUGAUAUAUAUCAUAUAUAUAUUUAUCAUAUAAUU